Messenger RNA from Aphidius gifuensis, 4536 nucleotides. RefSeq lists its product as uncharacterized. The record is from RefSeq and is a predicted model, not a curated record. Bases 365 to 3541 code for a protein of 1058 amino acids. The transcript is spliced from 6 exons. Lineage: Eukaryota; Metazoa; Arthropoda; Insecta; Hymenoptera; Braconidae. Gene Ontology annotation, molecular function: protein binding.
ACCAACAGGUAACAGGUUUUUAGACAUGCAUCAGAUGCCGAUGUGAAAACAAAGUGUAUAAAAAAUAAAUAAAUUAAGUAAAGUUGUUUUUUUAUAUAAAUAAUAGACAUUUAAAAUUUAUAAUAAAUCAUGAUGAUAAAAAAUUUCAAGGCCAUGUGCUCAAUCAUCAAACAGUGAAGUGUCAAAAUAUUAAAAAAAUGUUAUUGUUUAUAUUUGUUUAAAAAAAUCAAAAUAAAAGUGAGCAUGAUAUCAAGAUUUUCAAAUAAAUAAAUACAAAAAUCAUUUAUUGAAUUGAAAAAAUUAAUCAAAUUGGCUAAUUGAUAAAUAUAUUUGAAAAAAAAUAGAAAAAAAAAAAAAAAGUGUGAUGGAUCCAGAAGAUAAUUGCAUCGGUGCUUGGAGCAUUGUAUUGUUUGUAAUUGGAACAUUUUUAACAACAAUAAUCCUCAUUGCAGUUUCAACGUAUUUCUAUCGGAGAUGGCGUCGAAAUAAAGGAAGACACUUGGUACUUGUAACAAGACCAGAAAUUGUUGAGGAUGCAUAUGCAUUUGAUAAUCCAUGUUUUAAAGAUGCUACAACACCUGGUUAUAAUAGAAGUAUGGAAAGAACACAAUCUGUAUCAUUUGUUGAAACAACAACACCAACAACAGCAGCAACAACAACAACACCAUCAUCUAAAGAAUUACCAAAAUGGUCAUCACCAUGGUCUCUCCUGGCAUCUGGUGCAAAUAAUAAACAUGAAAAUCGACGAACACUUGAUGACUCAAUACUUGUGCCAACAGCCACACGUGUAUCUGUCGUUAGUCUACGAAGUCGAGACUUUACUGGUCUAGGAUUUAAUGUGUGUGGUAAUAUGCUUGAAGGAAUAUUUGUCAAGGAUCUUUUACAUCGUGGUCCAGCAUCUGAAUCUGGUCGUAUUCAUCCAGGUGAUCGUAUUGCAAGUGUUAAAAUAAGCUUUAGAAAUAUGGCUUAUGAAGAUGCAUUGACAAUAUUAAGUUAUGCAUCACCAUAUGAUGUUGAAAUUGAAGUUGAAAGUGGUGGUAGUGGUUCACGUCCAACAACAUUAUUAAAAAAAACAGUUGGACCAAGUCCAACAAGAAUAUGUCAUCCAUUAUAUCGUAGUCAAUCAAUACCAGAAUUUUCACAUUAUCAAAAAACAUCAAAACGUUUAUUUGUUAAUGAUCCAAAUGAAACAUUAAAUAAUACAAUAAUUAAUUCAACACUUAAAUCAACAAAAUCAAUUAAAUCAACACCAGAUAGUCAUACAUUAAAAAAACGUCAUGAUGAAAUACAAAAAUUAAAUCAUCAAAAAAUUGGUAUUAAAGUAUUACCAUCAUUAGAUGGUACUGUACAUCGUAUUGUUGAUGAAAAUGAACAUAAUACUAAUCUUGAAAGAAUUAAUUCAAGAAAAAUUAUUAAUAAAAUAACACCAACAACAGUAAUUAAUGAAAAUAAACAUGAAAAAAUUAAUGAACAACAUAGAAAACGUGAAAAUCCAUUUUUAAAACAAAAUAUUAAUGGUAUUGAUAAUACUGAUAAUAAAAAUGAUACAAAAAAUGAUAUUAUUAUUGUACCAGAUGAUGUACCAGCUGAAGUUCAUAAUGCAGCAAUGGCAGCACGUAGAAAUCGUAAAAGUAGUCUUGAAUAUUUAGAUCAAACAAAAAAUAUUGAUGAUACUAUUAUUGAUGAUGAUGAUGAUAAUAAUAAAAAUUCAUUUAAAAAUAAAAGAAAAGCACCAGCACCACCACCAGAUACAUCAUCAUCAACAACAAAAGAAGAUAAUUAUAAACGUGAUAUUGAAACUGAAAAUUGUAUUGAAAGUAUUAAUGAUUAUACUGAAUCAUUAAAUAAAAAUAUACGUGAUGAUACAAUAGCAAAUGAUGCUGAAAAACGUCGUCAAAGAACAGAUGAACGUUUAUCUCAGAAUGAAUACACAGAAUUCAAUAAUAAAAAUGAAGAUGAUGUUUAUCGUAAAGCAGCAAGUCUUGGUGAUUUAUCACGAUAUGAAUCAAAAAAUACAACAACAUUAGAAAGAGCACAGAGUCUUGAUAUGGCUGAUACUGGAUCUAAAAAACGUAAAGCACCAAUGCCACCAGAUGAUAUUAUUGAACUAAGUGAAGAUUUAACAAAAUUAGAUGAACUUGAUAAUAGAUUUGAUGGUAGAAAAUUAAAAAAAUCAAAUGAAUGGGGAACACUUGAGGAUGCAUUGUGGGAUAAAUCAAAUGAUAUUAAUAAUGAUUUACCAAUUAUGAAAAAAAUAAUUAAUGAUACACUUGAAAAAUCAAAACCAGUAAACGAAAUAAAUAAUGAUAGUACUACUUCUACUACUACUGUUGAUGUUGAUGUAAAUAAUGAUGAUGAUGAUGAUGAUUGUUCAAUUGAAUUAUUUAAUCUUCCAUUAAGUAAAAAAUUAUCAAAAGAAUUUCUUGAAGCUGAAAAAAUGUUUAAUCCAGAUGUUGAUAAUGCAUUAGCAAGAAUAGUUAAUAAUGGACAAGUUAUUAAAAGCAUGACACCUGAAGAAGUUGAAUUAGAUUUUAGACAAGCUAAACCACAAUUAUCUGAUAAUGAUGAUGAUGAUGAUAGUGAUGAUGAAAUUGAUAAAGAAGCUGAAAAAUCAUACAAAAGAGGUAUUGCAUUUUUAGAUUUAAAUAAAAAACCAUUUAAUAAUAUUAAUGGUGAUAAAGAUAAUAUUUAUGCUGAUAUGAAAGAAGUUUAUGAAAAACCAAUUAAAAAAAUAACAGUAACACAUGGUUGUCCUGGUUGUGAAAAACGUGGUGAUCAUAAUAAACAUUGUAUAAUUAAAAAACAAUCUAAAAAUAAUGAUGAUAUAAAUACUGAAUUACCUGAUAAACAUAAUAAUAAUAAUAAUAAUAUAUCAGAAUAUCCAAAAAAUAAUGAUAAUAAAAUUAAUAAUGAUGAUAUUGAUUUAGAAUUGCCAAUAAAAUUUAAUAAAACAAAAAAUAUAGAAACACAAAAUGGUGAUAAUCAUAAUGUCAGUAAUAUAAGUGUAUCAAGUGGUGAAAAUAGUGAGGAUAGUGGUUUAGUUGGUGAAUCUGGUGAUUAUAAUGAUAAUGUAAAAACAAUAUUACCACCAGAACAAUCAUUAUCACAAAUAAAUCAAAAUGAUAAAAUGAAUUAUAUCACAGAAAUUAAAGUAUCAUCAAUUGAUACAACAAAUAAAACAAUUGAUAAUGAUGAAAAUAAAAUAAUAUUAGAUAAACAACUUAAUAAUGAAGUAACUAUUACAUCAAAUGGUAGACGUUUAUCUGGUAAAAAACCACCAGUACCACCACGAAGAAGUGAUUCAACAAAAUCACAUUUUAAAGGUAAUACAAGUGAUAAACAAGUUGUUUAUGUAACUGAAGUUAAAAAUCAAAAUGAUCCAAUAGAUAUAACUGAUAAAAAUACAGUAAAUAAUGAUUUUGAAAAUUGGAUAUAUAAAUCUGAUAAUAAAGAACAAAAUCCUUGGGGAAAUGGAUCAAGUCAAUCACCUCAACCUGUCACAAAUAUUGUUGUUACUUCUGGUGAUCAAAAGCAAUCAUAAAAAAAUAUUAAAUUUUGUUAUUAUUAUUUUUAAAUUGUUUAAUUGUUAAUGACACUAAAAAAAAAAAAAAAAUUAGAUCUCGAAUAUCAAAAUAUAUUUAAGGUUUGGCUGUUUUUUUUUUAUUUUAAUUACUAGUUUUAGUAGACAUACUUUGUCAUGAGAAUAUACUUGACACGGAUAUUAAAUUUGUUACGUCUCUCCUUUGGGAGAAAAAUGAAAAUAAUAGAAAUAAAAAAAAAAAAAAUUGAUAUCGUGAUACAUGUAAGUGUUAGGGGAAGCCAAGUGCCAUAAUUAUAACAAAAAAGGUUUUUUUUUUUUAAUUUUUUUGUGGCAAUUGCUUUCUAAUCGUAUGAAAGGAAAUUUGUGAGAAUGAAUGAUAAAGAAAGUUUUAAAAAUAAUAAUAAUUGUUGAAUGAUAUUUUUAUUUUGGAGAUGAGAGUAUUAAAAGGUCUUCCGACAAUAAAAAAUAGAGUCAACAGUAUUUUUUUUUUUUUUCUUUUUACUGCUCAUGUAAAUUUUUAUGUUGAAGAUAUAUUAUAUUCAAUAAUCGUGUAUAAUUUUAUAUUUUUUUUCGUAACGGUUAUCAAGAUAAGUAUUGCAUAAAUAUUAGGUUGUAACUGAUGAUUAAUUUACAGUUAUUAAGUCUCACAAGAUUUAUUUUAUAUUUUUCAAUUGAUUUAUUUCAUAAUUAUUGAUAAAUUUAAAAUGUGUUAAUUUAUUUUAAUACACUGACAAUAUUAUUGAUAUAUAUUUUUUGUAUAUUUUGGUGCCGCAUAUUUAUAUUAAUGUUAAAUUGAAAAAUAAAAUAUAUACUCAGUUUAUAAAAGAAAAAAUUUAAUAAAAUUAUACAAAUUUAAAAUAAGGUCAGGUAUGAAAGUUUGUUAAUCGAGAAUAAAUGAGAACCUUGUAGAGAAUAUUGUUAUUUUAUUAAAACAAAAAAAAAAAAGAAAAAUAAUUAAAAAAAAAAAAAUAUGAAUUAAUAAAUAGUUAUUAGUC